AUAACGGUCAUAUAUUAAAAAAAAAAUCAAUUUUUUAUACUUUUCACACUAUAAAUACCCUCAUAUUCUUCCAUUUUUUUUACAACUCAAUACAUUCUCAUUCUCAUUCUCUAUAUAUUUUUAAAAAACCUAGUGUCACCUUAUAAAAAAAUGGGUUCCCCGUCGGAAGAGUCUUUCACCGAAAUUUACCGAAGAUAUUUUUCGCCCGACGAAGACGCGGCCGAGGAAGAAGCGGUUACGAGUGCAUGUACUUUUGUGCUACAAGCAUUUGAGCACAUUCGGCCUACUCCCCCUCCACGACCCAUCUUGCGACGCACCUAUAUCUUGCGAGAUCGUGAAGCCGCGAACGAGCGUUUGAUGAAAGACUAUUUUGAUGCGGCACCGGUUCACGGACCGAAUGUUUUUAGACGACCUUUUCGGAUGAGCCAAAGGUUAUUUUUGCGCAUUAAUAAUGACUUGGAAAAUACGUAUGAUUUCUUUAAGCAAAGAAUGGACGCACGAGGAUAUCUAGGCUUCACCUCAAUUCAAAAGGUCACAUCCGCCUUACGCGUAUUAUCAUACGGAAACACGUACGACAUCAACGACGAGUAUUUGAAGAUGGCGGAGAAAACAACCCGAGAUACCUUGGAACAUUUUUGCUAUGGAAUAUGCCAGUUAUAUGGAAAACGUUAUUUGAGAAACCCCACUAGGAACGACCUUCAAAAAAAUAUAUGAGGUGCAUCUAGAAAAGCAUGGAAUACCCGGCAUGAUUGGUAGCUUGGAUUGUCGUCAAUGGCGUUGGUAUAAUUGUCCAACCGCAUGGCGAGGUCAACAUACACGGGGAGAUCAAAAAGGGCCAACGUUGGUAUUACAAGGUGUUGCGUCAUACGACUUUUGGGUUUGGUCGGCCUUCUUUGGUGUAGCCGGGUGUUUUAACGAUAUUAAUACGUUAGAGGCUUCACCAUUAAUCGAGGGCUACAUUUCUGGAACUAUACCAAAGGCCGGUUUCCAUGCAAACGGGAACGAUUACGAGCAUGGCUACUACUUGGCCGAUGGUAUCUACCCUGAGUAUUCGAUUAU
Molecule: messenger RNA, 1059 nt
Organism: Helianthus annuus (common sunflower)
Lineage: Eukaryota; Viridiplantae; Streptophyta; Magnoliopsida; Asterales; Asteraceae
Exons: 2
Coding region: 151-714 (187 amino acids)
Source: RefSeq, a predicted model, not a curated record